AACUUAGUAGGUUCUAAUCAGUUAGGUUAUUCAGUGUUGAGGGUUAGCUGCACAUAAUAUGAGGGCUACUAUUAACACAUUGAUAUCUGCCUGUCGGUGGGCUAAGCUGUCGAUUUUCUGUAUUAUGGAAUUCCUGCACUAGCCAUAAUUCUGAGUGCGUGCGUGCCUCUGUUUGUACAAGUUUACGUGUGUGCGUGCAUGUGCGCGCGCGCGCGCCUGUGCGUGUGCGUGUCAGUGUAUGUAACUGGUAUCCUGGAACCAUGGCUACAGGUGAUUUUGAUGUUGAGCUAUUUGAGCGAAGACUUCUUUCACUCAAAGACUCGCAAGAAUCUAUACAAGGAUUAUCAGCGUGGUGUCUUGAGAGACGACAACAUCACAAGAAGAUUGUUGCUACUUGGUUGCAGGUUUUAAAGAAGGUUAAAGUUGAACAUCGACUAACUCUUUUCUAUUUGGCCAAUGAUGUCAUUCAAUAUUCAAAACGAAAGAACUUUGAGUUUGUUGAGUCGUGGGGUACCACUCUACAAAGAGCAACCACGAUGGUGCGUGAUGAGAAGGUCAAACAUCGUAUUCUACGGAUCUUCAAGAUCUGGGACCAGAGACAGGUGUAUGAUGAAGAAUUUCUCACCGAUUUGUCUGGCUUAAUAUCUGCUGCCCCAAAGAAGAAACUCGAUGCCCAACAAACUGGCUCAACUGAAGAGUUUCAGGCUGCAUUGUUGAUCUCAACUAUGAGAUCCUGUGCAACAUUGGAACAAGCUACUGAUGCUAGAUUACGUGAUUUACGACAAAGCAAUAUAGAUAUAGACAAUGCAGAAGAGCUUUGUGCAUCUUUAAAAGAUCGACGGCAUGUUGAAGACGCUGAGAAAGAAGUUGACAUUGCUGUCAAGAAUGUUGAGAACUAUGUGCGCGCUCUUGAGGCUGAAAUCCGAGAGAGAACUCAGGUUUUGGACUUGUUAGAGCAAGCGGAUCAAUUUUAUGAGACACAACGUGGCGAGGUCAAGAUAGUGACAAAUGCUUAUCGGAACUUCGGUAGCCGUGUAAAGAAUUUAAAAAAGAAACUUGACGAGCUUUUACCUACGCUGGUUUCUCCAAUUCCAUCGCCGGAUGUGAACGCACCAUCUCCCAGUCCAGACAGCGACAUCGAUCUUCCAGGAGAUGAGAAUCAAGCUAAUAUAUCUGCUAUUCUUGAUGUAGCUCCACCUUCAAUGUACGGCUCUUAUCGGCAAGAUUAUGAACCUAUGCCGGUACCAGCUCCGGAUAUCAAUCAGGGGAAUGUCUCCGGGGAUUUCACCAACAAUUUUGCCUCAUUUAUAGGAGGCAACAUGGACUUCGAUAUGAGGAACCUCUUCAGUGAUAGAUCAUCAACACCGACAAGAGCGAGCCAGUAUAAUGACUCGUUGGAGGCCAAGCCAAUCGAGGUGAUUAAUAUGCGGCCGUCCAAGACGGAGAAGUUGAACAUCAACUCAAGCGGAAAUGAGGAAAACUUCAACAUAUCUAGUUUCCUCAGGACAGUCCUUCCGUCUAGUGAUAGUAGGACUGCUAAUGUUAGCGGCAUACCUGGAUUGGGAUUGGACCUUCCUGGAAGCCGGACAGAGUCUCCUCAACGACCAGAUUAUAGAAAUUCACCGAACAUUGGUCAACUUCCGGUGAAUACUUCGGCCGACCUAGCUGGUCUUGGUAAUCUGAACAAUCAUCAGCUCGCUCAUGGUGGUGUCCUCUCCAUGAGAAAUCCAGUUGCUGGAGAGUCGCACACACCUUCGCCGUACUCGAGUCAGAACAGUCAGAGUAAUGUGACUGUACCAAUGGGAUUUGAAUCUUCGACCAAUACUGUAAAUCCUUUACCUCCUCCUCCUUUACCACCUCCAAUCUUCCUCGACGAUGAGAAUUGCUACAAUAAGCUACCACCAAAGUUCCCCACGUGGAUGCCCGCCAAUGAACCUAUCAAGGAUUCUGUUAAGUGGGAUGAGAAAGGAAAGAACAAUGUGAAUAUUAAUGUUAAUGCUGGAUCGUGGGUUAGUGAGAACGACGAAAAACCUAAAGGUAAUCAGUGGCUGGAGGGACCCAAUGAACGAUGGGAAGGUGAAAGUGACUCUGCCUGGUCGAGCAUCUUGCGAGGGAAAAACGAAGUCCUUACAGAGACGCCAGAGUCACCUCCAAUUUAUGAAAAAUCCGGAUUUACAGAACCAGUUGUCGAAUAUGAUGACUCGCGAGCCCAGGAACCUCUUCUUAGCAGCAGUGGCGACGUCGACCAUAGAGUCAUUCCUGUGCCCUUGGCUAUGGAGAACCAACUAUCACACCGAUUGAUGAAGGUUGCCGAUGUUGAUCAUCGGAAUCUUAUCAGUCUAACUGGUAGUCCAGCAAAUCAUGGACAUUCGCACGAGACAUCCCCGACGGUUCUAACGACAGGAAAUAGUUUGUGGUCGAAUACUGAUCAAGAUUAUCGUCAACAAAUGCAACCCGGUGAUAUCGUCGAGAGCGUCGACAUGGAAAUGUCUGAUGAUGAAACGACAGACAGCAAACAGAAGGCACGAGUUCUUGUGGACGUCAGAUCUCAGGAACCCACAAGACAGGAUCGUGACAUACGGAUCUUGUCAAUGCCGCAAUCAGACCAUCAUCUGGACAUGGAUAUGCGUGUUGUGCAUAAUCAGCCCAGGGACGUACAUGGCAUUCAUCAGGAACAGCCUCCCAACUUUCAUCAGAAUCAUCAAAACCCGCCAGAAUUUCACCAGAGCCACCCAUCGGACUUUCGUUCAAACAAUCCGCAUAAUCGAGUUAAUCCAGGAAACUUUCAUCACCAUCAACAAGGGCCAAAUUUUUCGUCCGGCCCGCAAGAGUUUCAUCGUGGUCCCCAGGACUUUCGUCAAGGUCAACCGAACUUCCGCCAGGAGCAGAAUGACUAUGACUUUCGCGAGAUGCAACAUGCGAGACGAUCAAGUCAGGAGUUUCAUGGGGAUUCUCGUCGACGGUAUCUCCAACAGCAACAAUCGGCUCCAGGAAGCGGAGCCGGUGCACCACCACCUCCACCACCACCGCCACCUCCACUACCACCACCGCCUCCUUUGCCAUCGAUGCAACAACCACAGUCACAGCAUCAACAGAUGGACCAUCAUCUACAUAUGCAUCACGUUCAACAGCAUCAACAUCAGCAGCUGCAACAUCAUCAUCAUCAUCACCCUCAUCAUCGUGAUUCCCCUAUGUUUCCAAGAAUGGAAAGAGGUGGUGGUAUUUCAAGUCGUGCUCGAGGAUAUCUUAGAAAUCGACGUGAUAGAUUUUCCGAAGAUCAUAAUAUGCUUCAGCAGCAACAGUGUAACACACCACUGAAUCGACGCUCCAGAGCAUCUCAAGAUCAGCAGCAAGGUUCUUCGCCAGAGAUUCUUCCGAAUAAUCGUCCUCUACUACUGAAACCCCCAGACACUGUCGUUAUUUUGGACGAGGAGGGGAUGCCAAUUGGAAUGCCGGAUAUGGAACUUCGUUUAUCCAACACGCCGAAUAACUUACGCGACCUCAUCAGUCAAGAUGACUAUUCAAAACAUGCUGGAUUCGUGCGAGAGAAUCAUAGUGGCCCUAUGGGUUUUGGUCUCGAUCGUAGAAUACAACAGCAUCACCAACAACAUCAACAUCAACAAGGAAAUGCCUAUUCCUAUGACUCUUCUCAUCAGCGAACGAACUUUGGUUUUCCUUCGAUGGGAGAAUCAACGGAUCAGCAGGUGCCACCUCCCAGUACUCGAGCAGAGAACUCUGAUCACAUACGUAGUGGACCAAAUCAACAAGUUCCUGUAGUGGUAAUGCCUCAACAACCUACAGGAAACACGGAUCACCAUGCGAGCUUAAAGUCUCCUUGUUUCUUCGAGGAUAUUGAGAAUGUCGAAUUUUCACACACGGCAGACCAGGAUCAGGAUGUUCCAAAAGCCGACCAGCAGUCAGAUCCAGAAAUGAGAUCGGAUCUGAAGGAUGUUAGGCAAGAAGAGUCUGAAAUUGAGCCAAUGAAAGAAGGAAGACUGGAGACAGAGGAGUCAGUGAAAGAUGAAAACGCAAAAGAGACGACAAUAAAUGACAUAGGUACACUACUAGAGAGUACCGAUAAAAUUCACGAAGAGAUGUUAGAAGGAAAAUCUUCGGAAGAGGUGUCGACGGUGACGAUAGAGCCAGCAGAGGGCGCAGUACAGGAUGUUGUAGAUAAUGAAGUGGCGAAUGUUGAAAAUAACGAACAGGAUAAAAUUGAAGAGUCAACAGCUGCAGACAUUUCUCAUGCCGAGGACAGCGAAGUAUCGGGAUCCAAGCACCAGCUGUCAGAGCAGCUCGAGGCGAUAAUGAAUUCCUCGAGUAAGUCGGUCGCGACCGGGAACGAUCAAAAGAGACAAUCGGCGAAUGGUAAUUUCGAAUCGGAUUUGCAUAGCCAACAGGAACCAGAUGGUUCACCAGCGGCGAAGAAGACGAAAAGGACUUUAUUGCCAAAUGGGCCUUCCUUAACAGGUGGCGCUCUCUCUUCGCUUCCAUCUAAUCUUCCAGCAACACUUUCCCCGGCUCAAGCUGCUCCAGUGUCCGAAAUUCAUUCCAGCGGAGGGCUCCCCGAUUAUGAAACCACGAAUUCAUCCCCAGGAGGAAGUUUUCGAGGACGUGGUGCAUCAGGACACCCGCCAGCAGUCAGUUCCAGUGGAUUUGCUCCCUGGCGAGGUGGACCACCUCGUGGUAGAGCAGGCUUUCGUGGGGCAGCACGUGGUGCACCGUGGCUCAUGGACAGAACCGGCCUUACCCGAGGUCCGCCUGUGGGCAACUUCUUGCCAAGAGGUCUUAAAAGAGGCGGACAAUUCAGAGGCAGUGGCGGCGGCGGUGGCGGCUUCAGGGCACGGGGUCGUGGUAGCACCUGGUGAACUUCUCUUUGAGACGAGUUCUGUCAAUGCUGCCAAUAAAAAAUGGGACGUUUUUCUCUUCGUGAUACUCCUUGUGUAGACACUGGGAUUUAUCCUGGUACGCGUAAUCGUACAUCCGUGAAGUCACACGGAGGCUCUUCUUUUGUAGUCCCCCAGGAACUUGUUGCCGCGUGAUUCAACCGGCUUUUCUCUUUACUUUUUCCUUCCCUUUUUUUCUCUUAUUUAAAAGAGAAAAUCGACUUCUACAUACGUACAUGCACCUUUAUGUACAUAUGCUUGUGUAUACAUAUGUAAGUCAGAGCGAAUGCGUGAUUGUACAAGUAUGAGUGUAUUAUGUGACUCUGUUGCUGCGUAUCAGACUGAAUAUGAAAGAGAGAUAAGAUGAGACUAGAGAAGAAAAAAAAAAAGAAAAGGAAGAAGAAACAUGAAUGUGCAACGGGAUCAUCAGUAACAUUGUAUGACGAGUGACAGUCGAUCCCAGAAUCUGAUUAAACUUAGUUAUAAUUAUUAGCGGCGUCUAGUAGUCAUUUGAAUAUAUUUUAAAGAAAUAUUCUCAGCAGCAGUAUGAAAAACGAAAUUCACUUUAUGUGAGUGACAUAUAAAAGUGAAGAGCUGUGUAUUAUUAACAUUAGUAAUGAUAACACAACUCCGCCCUGACCGUCAUCAUCAACGCCGUCGCCAUAGUGGAAAUUUACUACUCGCGGAAGGAAGAAUUAUCCGAUUUAUAAAAAAAAAAGAAAAAUGUUCGAAUGACAAACUUUGGUUUCUAUAAAAAAAAAAAAUGGAUCGGCGUGUUACAAUUUUUUCUCUAAAGUUUUCACGUCGUGCGCUUCCGUCAGUCUGCAUACCUGUCUAUCUGUCCAUUUACCUUACAUGCCUAUUAACCUACCCACUUAUCUACCUACCUAUCCACUUACCUACCGACCUACCUCCUUAUACCUAUCUACUUAGCUAUCAUCGUGAAAUUGCAAAUGUAUUAAUAAAAUACAGUGUUCACAUUCUUCACUUCGUGCAUUUGCCCUGAUCUUCGAUAAUGCUUUGCCUAAUUGUUACACACUGAAUAGAAUUAUUAGAACAAGCAGGUGAAAUUGUCGAAAUACUUUACAAAAGUCAUUUUUUAAAACCUUUUACGUUUCCUUGUACAUUGGAUUAAUUUCCGCGCGCGUGCGCCUUUUUCAUUGUAUACAAAGAGACAUGCGGAAACAGGAUGUUCCUUUGUUUCGUCCAUUUUUUCUUUUCAAAAAAAAAAGGUAAACACGAUCAUCUUACUGAUUUAUCAGAUAGGAUACACUCUAGCGUUAGGUUAUAAAUAGCAGCUCGUGAUGCGUCCAUUAUCUUUGAGAUUUUAUUUUCUUCAAUUUGUCAAAGAAAUAAAAAUAGCAAGACAAUAUUUCGGUAGCUUAAACCACGAUUAACGGUUUUAAUUAGUCAAGGAUUAAUAAGAAUUUCUUUGUUGAUUACUCUAAAGGUGGCUUCGUGAGCUAUUUGUUUGAAAUUUUUAUGAAAUGUAAGGGGGGGGUAAAAUGAAAGAUACGAUCAAUGUACAAUAGAAUAUAAUUACCGACAGAAGUGCUUAGUUUUUAUCAUGAUUCUCUAAUAAAAAAUUAAAAAAUAUUAGUGGAACAUCUAGUAGUAUAAUAAGAUAUUUUAUUAUUUACCGAUCUCGUCGAUUAAAGUUAAGUUAAUCACUCGUUUGCCAAGGAAACAGCAUUACGUUUUCCGAUUUUCCUUUGUCUUCAAAAAAAUUCUAGUCAAACGAUCUCCAUAUGUAUAUUCUUUCUCUUUCAGUAUCAACGAUUUUUUUUUUCUUUUACCAUGUCGAGUAAGAGGCCCAACAACCGGAAGCGCACGGUUCAGCUUUUAUAAGCCCUGUGAUCAUGCAGCGCGUUUCACAUUUCUCAAAGUAGCUGACGAGCUUUAGACUUUUAUUUCAGUUUAAUUAUAUAUUUUUUUUGAGUUUCCUCUUACAGCUACCCUACUACAGUAAUCUCAGUUUUCCUUUCUCAGAUACCCCUCUUCCUUUAUAUUCGGUUACACAUUCCGACCUUUUCUUCCCAUUAAUUUGACCCAACUCCGUGCAAUUCAAAACAAAAUGAAAAUGGGUAGGCAGGCAGACUGAUAGACGGAACAGCAGUUUGCAAAAUCGAAAUGUAGAAACGUAUAGUUAUGUAAGAUCCAAUCAGAUGUUUUUAAUUUUCUUUCUGGCGGCCAUUAAUUUGUCGUAUGUCUUGAAAAGAACACAGGACGUUUCUGUAUAGAUACAUAUAUGUAUAGUUAUAUAUCCGUUUUAAUGCAUACCGUGUAUGCUAAAGAUAUUUUGUACAUUGCCUAAUAAAAUUCAUUGUUAUUA
Messenger RNA from Cephus cinctus (wheat stem sawfly), 7218 nucleotides. RefSeq lists its product as uncharacterized. Bases 261 to 4868 code for a protein of 1535 amino acids. The transcript has 8 exons. Gene Ontology annotation, biological process: mRNA 3'-end processing. Gene Ontology annotation, cellular component: RNA polymerase II, holoenzyme. Gene Ontology annotation, molecular function: RNA polymerase II complex binding. The record is from RefSeq and is a predicted model, not a curated record. NCBI's taxonomy places the organism in Eukaryota, Metazoa, Arthropoda, Insecta, Hymenoptera, Cephidae.